GGAUCUAAUAAAAAAGAUAGGUACAAUGUUCGAAGGAAUUUCAACACUGAAUGUGACAACUGGUCUUGUAUGUACAAUGGUUUGUCUAUUUUUCUGGACGUGUACGCGCAGACCCAGAGGUAUCCCCCCAGGUCCUCUCUUCACCCUACCUAUCCUCGGAAACCUCCUGCAGGUUGGAAGAAACCCAAUUACGUCAUUCCAAAAAAUGAGGAAACAAUAUGGCGAUGUGUUCAGCGUUUACUUCGGGAACCGUUUGGUCGUAGUCAUCAACGGAUUUGAAAACCUGAAAGAAGCGUUUGUUAUCAAAGGGGACGUCUUCACAACACGUCCUAAAACGUAUGUUCAAGAAAUUGUUGCCGGAAAUAAGGGGGUAUUCUUCUCCAAUGGAGCCGUAUGGAAAGAACAACGGAAAUUUGCCGUAGCAACGCUGAGGCACUUGGGUAUGGGGCGAAAUAUUCUGGAGGCAAACAUUCAAGAAGAGGCAACUGUAUUCCUCGAAGAAUUAGCCACAACAAGAGGACAAGUUACAGACAUCACUCACCUUGUUCACAAUGCCGUUUCAAACAUAAUCUGCACUUUAGUGUUUGGUAAAAGGUUCCAAUAUAAUGAUCCGAAAUUUGAAAAACUUUUGAAGGUAAUGGCAGAGGAUGUGUCUGUUUCCCCAUUGGCGGACUGUAUGCCACUACUGCGUUUUGUACCCGGAGACUUGCUAAAGAUCAAUCGUACAAUUAAAAAUGCAAAGAUGGUCGAAGGCGAAUUUAUGAAUCCUGCUAUAGACGAACAUUUGGAACACUAUGAUGAAGACAACAUAUAUGACUUUAUCAGUGCGUAUAUCAAAGAAAUGAAACUCAAGGAAUCACUAGGGGAAACGAACACUAGCAUGGAUAGAGAGAAUCUUCGUAUAACUAUUACAGACCUUUUUCUCGCUGGAUCUGAGUCAACUGGAAAUGCAAUCCGAUGGUUUUUGUUGUGCCUUCUGCAUUUUCCAGAAAUUCAGGAAAAAUGUUUUGCAGAUAUAAACAGAAUAGUGGGAAGAAGUCGACUCGUCGGCUUAAAAGACAAAGUAAACCUUCCCUUCGUCGAGGCAACUAUUAUGGAAACAUUGCGGUUCGGUGAUAUUACACCUAUGGGAGGGCCUCAUGGUGUGUUGGAGGAUACGACCUUAAAAGGUUAUAGAAUCCCCAAUGGUUCUAUCAUAGUGGCUAAUAUUGAUUCGGUUCUUUCAGAUCCUAAUAUUUGGGGUGAUCCGGAGAUGUUUAGACCAGACCGGUUUCUCGAUCAGUAUGGAAAAGUCACAAAACCAGAAGAGUUUAUUCCUUUCUUCAUUGGACGCAGAAAUUGCUUGGGAGAAGCCUUGACAAGAAUGGAGCUGUUUCUGUUCAUUUCAAACAUGAUUCAGAAGUUUCUGUUUGUAAAAGCUGAUGACGAACCGCUGCCAUCGUUGGAAGGAGAGUUUGGACUCGACCACUCUCCUAAACCUUUCAAAAUUCGAGCUAUUCUGAGAGACUAGUCACCCAGAACAAAAUGGUUGGAAAUAUAUUUGCACUUAACAAUAAAUCAUUUGAUUAUUUUUUCGAUAGAUUUGCCAUGUGUGUUA
Messenger RNA from Gigantopelta aegis, 1597 nucleotides. RefSeq names its product cytochrome P450 2J4-like. Gene Ontology annotation, cellular component: intracellular membrane-bounded organelle; cytoplasm. The transcript has a single exon. Gene Ontology annotation, biological process: xenobiotic metabolic process. Gene Ontology annotation, molecular function: iron ion binding; heme binding; oxidoreductase activity, acting on paired donors, with incorporation or reduction of molecular oxygen, reduced flavin or flavoprotein as one donor, and incorporation of one atom of oxygen. Lineage: Eukaryota; Metazoa; Mollusca; Gastropoda; Neomphalida; Peltospiridae. The record is from RefSeq and is a predicted model, not a curated record. The coding region runs from base 26 to 1510 and encodes 494 amino acids.